UCUUUCACCAACUCGAGAGUCCAGAGACAUCCAACAGCAGGCGAGGGAAGCAAGGUACGCCCCACCCACCCGGUUCAGGCAGCCAGCGGCGAUGCAGCAGCAGAUGCCCAUGCCGCCGGCGCCCGCUGCGGCGGCGGCGACGGCGCCCCCGGCGGCCGGCAUCACCACCGAGCAGAUCCAGAAGUAUUUGGACGAAAAUAAGCAACUUAUUUUGGCCAUCCUAGAAAAUCAGAACUUAGGAAAGUUGGCUGAAUGUGCUCAGUAUCAAGCUCAACUUCAAAAGAACCUCUUGUACCUGGCUGCGAUUGCUGAUGCCCAACCCCAACCACCGCAAAACCCUGCAGGUCGCCCUCAGAUGAUGCAACCUGGUAUAGUGCCAGGUGCAGGGCAUUACAUGUCACAAGUACCAAUGUUCCCUCCAAGAACUCCAUUAACCCCACAGCAAAUGCAAGAGCAGCAGCAGCAACAGCUUCAGCAGCAGCAAGCGCAGGCUCUUGCAUUCCCUGGGCAGAUGGUCAUGAGACCAGCUACCAUCAACGGCAUGCAGCAGCCUAUGCAGGCUGACCCUGCCCGGGCAGCGGAGCUGCAACAGCCAGCAUCUGUCCCAGCCGACGGGCGAGUAAGCAAGCAGGACACAGCGGCUGGGGUGAGCUCAGAGCCUUCUGCCAAUGAGAGCCACAAGACCACAACCGGAGCAGAUAGUGAGGCAGGUGGAGACGUGGCGGAGAAAUCCUAAGCCAAGCACCCUGGGCUGGGUGAAAAUAAUGCCUUGUAUACUAGCAACGAAAGAGAAGGACUCUUGAAUGACAACUACUAGUCCUUACCAGUUUACUGUGUGGUUUAGAUGGUCAGUCUCAUCGAUUGAUGUAGAACAAAGUUUAGAUUGGUGGUGUAAUCUGUCCAAGAUACUGCGUUCUUACAUUGCUGUAGCCAUUACCGAAUGAUUCAUAUAAGCCUGUUGCCCAAGUGGAUUUUAUCUAUGUUUAUGAGCUGAUGUAACUUGGUAAGUAAAACUGAUGUAACUUGGUAAGUAAAACUGGCUCGCAGUUGCUUUUUACAUA
This is a messenger RNA of Sorghum bicolor (sorghum), 1061 nucleotides long. Its product is annotated as GRF1-interacting factor 2. NCBI's taxonomy places the organism in Eukaryota, Viridiplantae, Streptophyta, Magnoliopsida, Poales, Poaceae. Gene Ontology annotation, molecular function: transcription coactivator activity. Gene Ontology annotation, biological process: positive regulation of transcription by RNA polymerase II; cell population proliferation; leaf development. The record is from RefSeq and is a predicted model, not a curated record. Gene Ontology annotation, cellular component: nucleus. The transcript is spliced from 4 exons. The coding region runs from base 92 to 736 and encodes 214 amino acids.